AUGCAAGAGAUACCUACCUACCAAAAAGCAAUUAUUGUUGAGACAUUGGGUGAGAAUCCUAAGGUAAAGCUCGUCUCAGAUUAUCCCGUUCCCGUGCCCCAGAAAGGAGAGUUACUUGUAAGAUUGACUAGUUCUGGAAUAUGUCACAGUGAUAUUUCUGUUUUAAAUGGCCAUUGGGGCUUUUUCCAAACGUCUAAGGUAGGCGGUCAUGAAGGAGUCGGAUUCAUUGUCAAGCUCGGGGAGGGUGUCGACGCUAAAGCGUUUCCAUUGGGUACGAAAGUGGGCGUUUCCUUGAUUUCCAACCCAUGUCGAAAUUGUUAUGCAUGUGGGUUGACUGAUGGGGAGGUGUUUUGCAAGAAUUCAUCAUUCUACGGUACCGAUAUUGAUGGCACAUGGCAACAAUACGUCAUAAUAAAAGAAUCUUAUGUCAUUCUUUUGCCAGAGAAUUUGACAAUAGAACAGAUGUACUACAUUGGACCGAUGCUCUGUGGCGGUGUUACUGCUUACAAGGCGAUAAAAGCAUCUGAAAAACAUAAGGGUCAAACAAUAGUGAUUACUGGUGCUGGAGGAGGAUUAGGUUCGUUUGGUAUUCAAUACGCCAAGGCAAUGUCUCUAAGAGUCAUUGCAGUUGAUAGUGGAGAAGAAAAGAAGAGGUUUACUCAAAGUCUUGGAGCAGACAUUUUUAUAGAUUAUGAAAAUAGUGAUGUUCCGUCUAAAGUCCUCGAGGCUACUGAUAUGAGGGGGGCAGAUGCAGCAAUUAUGUUUGCCCCCAAUGAAAAAUCAUACAACGAGUCCGUUGAUUAUCUUGCUUUACAAGGAGUUCUUGUCUGUGUAGGAAUUCCCAGAGUUGAUUCGAAAUUUAAAUUUUCACCUUCAAAAUUGAUAUACGCUGGAAAAAAAGUUAUUGGUUCUUUCAUUGGCACCAGAAGUGAUAUUAUUGAGGCUAUCAAAUAUUUUACAAAUGGACAAGUCAAACCAUCGGUAGAAGUCAAAUCAAUGGAUGAUAUUCAAGAACUUUUAGAACAAAUGCUGGCUGGUUUCAUUCAAGGAAGAAUAGUUCUUGACUUGAAUUAA
Messenger RNA from Priceomyces carsonii, 1074 nucleotides. Its product is annotated as zinc-dependent alcohol dehydrogenase. Bases 1 to 1074 code for a protein of 357 amino acids. Gene Ontology annotation, cellular component: cytoplasm. Gene Ontology annotation, molecular function: alcohol dehydrogenase (NAD+) activity; zinc ion binding. The record is from RefSeq and is a predicted model, not a curated record. The transcript has a single exon. Lineage: Eukaryota; Fungi; Ascomycota; Pichiomycetes; Serinales; Debaryomycetaceae.